GUUGCGCUUUGGAUUCGCCUGGUCCUGCAACCUCGGAUGACGUCCUGGAGGAAACGUUUGAGAAAGCAAUUCGGGAAUCGAGCAGACUGAACAUGCGCAUGCCUUUCAGAAGGAUCCAUUCGCUGCCACAAAGCUUCCUGGGAUGCAGUCCUGCUCUGAAGAGGAACCAUUGCGAUUCUCCGGACAGCAGUGCUUUCCAGCUACUGGAACAGGAUGAAAACAAGGAAAAUGAGUCGUUCGAGUUCAAGAAGCCAACCAAGCCAGCUUCUCGUUCUGCGCAGAUCCGUGAUGGAAAAGAUGUUCUUGGGCCAAGGCAGAAAGGGAGGAGGCUAAGACUAACUCUCUCGUCUCGGUGUCCCCUGGGUGAACAGGAGAACCACAGACCGGCUUUCCUGCAGCAGCCUCUGACUUCCUCCCAGAGCAAUGAUGACGACGACGGGUUCCUGGAGCUGUUAGACGAUGAGGAUUUGAAGAACGAUGAGGAGAUGCCAUCCGACGUGGCGAGCCUCUGGACUGCGCCGCUGGUCAUGAGGAAAACGGACAUGCGGGGCAAACGGUGCCGGCUCUUCGGCUCUUCAUCUCUGUCUAGCGGGGUGGGGAGAACCACCCAGAAAAGGAUGGAAAGGUCCCAGGAAGAGAAUUCUCCAGGGAAAAGCAAGAAGAGAAGGAGCCUGCCUGGAACACCUUCUGAGGAUUCAACGGGUCUGAAAAUGGUCAAGGCACAACCCUCUGCGGCGGAGAUCGAGACCAUCUUGGACAGCGACGCGGGAGACCUCAUCGGGGACUUCUCCAAGGCCUACUUACUCCACACCGUCGAUGGGAAACACCAGGAUCUAAAAUACAUCGACUCGGAAAUGGUGGUGUCCGUUCUCACGGGGAAGUUUGCAAGCUGCAUCAAGGAGUGCGUGAUAAUUGACUGCAGAUACCCGUACGAGUACGAGGGGGGGCACAUCAAGGGGGCUGUCAACCUACACAUGGAGGAGGAGGUGGAGGAGUACUUGCUUAAGAAGCCAAUCAAGCCAUCGGCCAACAAACGAGUGAUCGUGGUCUUCCACUGCGAGUUUUCCUCGGAGCGGGGCCCUCGGAUGUGCCGGUUUGUCAGAGAGCGGGACCGGCUGGGGAACGAAUACCCCAACCUCCACUACCCAGAGCUCUACGUCCUGAAGGGGGGUUACAAGGACUUCUACUCCAGGUGCCGCAGCUUCUGCGAGCCCCAGAGCUAUCGCCCCAUGCAUCACGAGGACUUCAAGGAAGACCUGAAAAGGUUCCGCACCAAGAGCCGGACCUGGGCGGGCGAGAAGAGCAAGCGGGAGCUGUACAGUCGCCUGAAGAAGCUCUGA
This is a messenger RNA of Eurypyga helias (sunbittern), 1340 nucleotides long. RefSeq names its product cell division cycle 25A (gene CDC25A). Gene Ontology annotation, molecular function: protein tyrosine phosphatase activity. Gene Ontology annotation, biological process: positive regulation of G2/MI transition of meiotic cell cycle; protein dephosphorylation; G2/M transition of mitotic cell cycle. NCBI's taxonomy places the organism in Eukaryota, Metazoa, Chordata, Aves, Eurypygiformes, Eurypygidae. The record is from RefSeq and is a predicted model, not a curated record. The annotation marks the transcript as partial. The transcript is spliced from 14 exons. Gene Ontology annotation, cellular component: cytoplasm; nucleus.